AUGAGUCCCGAAGCUAAGGUUGCUGUCAGGACAAACGGCGCCGUCACCAGCAGCGAGCCGACGGCCACCGCGGCUGACGGCCUGCAAGCGGUCAUCCUCUCGCAGCCCAGCACGGCUGUGUCCUCGUCGCUCCACAAGGGUGAGCGCAGCCUGAUGCCCGCUGUCGCGCUGCUCACCACGUUCGCCGGAAUCGUGUGCGUGGGGACCGUCGCGUACGCCCUGCUGCGACCGACGCCUCAGGUGGUGCUGCCCGACUGCGAGAGCGACGACUGCUUCCAGCACGCGUACAUGCUCGUCUCGGACCUCAACCGGAGCGCCGACCCGUGCGCCAACUUUGGCGAGUACGUCUGCAGCGCCUGGCUCACCACAUCCAUCUAUUCGUUCGACACGCAGCAGGACCGCUGGCACAGAUGGAUCCAGGAGUCGGCCGAACUUCUUGGCUCACUGCGGGUGCGCCGCGGGAAGGAAGCCAUCGCCAAAGCUCUCGCGCUCUUCCACCUCUGCUCUUCCACGUCGCAGGACGACAGCUUAAGGCUCCUGCAGCAGUUCGUGAGUGACAGGAAGCUCGGGGCUCCUGUAGAUGCAACCACGUCCGGGGCACGUCAGCCCAGCAUGCACCCGCUCGACGCCCUGCUCGACCUCGCCAUCAAUUGGCAGAUGCCGUUCUGGUUCGACGUGCGCGUUCUCAAGGCCAACGGCAGUGGCCUGGGCAUCCUCAUCAGGCCCGGUCAUUACGAAGUCUUCUGGGACAAAGCCGUGGAGAAGUUCAUCAUGGAACCAUACGGCACUGAGUCCAAGGAUGGCGGGGACACGCACAGAUCUAGCAUUGCCAACGCCACCGGCGACUUCUUCGUGGACAGCGCCAUACUAUCGGAGCUCAGAAACGUCGCCAGUGGCCCGCCAAAAUCACAGCCCGUAGCAGUCCGCAUCAGAGAAAUUGCUAGCGUGACACCAAGCGUGACGUCCGAGCAGUGGCUCGAGUUUCUGCGCAAGCAUUUGGCGCCAACGUUUACGGUCACUGGCGAAGAUCAGAUUUUGCUGGUGGAUGGGGAACUGCUGGUUACAGUCAAUAGGCUACUCGAGAAAUACGAACACAAAGAUAUCCUGACUCAUAUAGCCCGCCUCGUGAACAGGACUUUCGGGAACGUCAUCAGCAAAAGGCUACAGAGCUCGGCGUACGACGAAGUUGAUUCCCUCUCGCCUCUGACGAAGGUCAGUUACGCUUGCGAAGUUCAAGUCGAAGACACGUUCAGAUUGCCGAUCGCUACACAACGCAUCGCAAAUAAGAAACUGAAUCUUUACCGUGCCACCAUCGACGACCUCCUCGGUGACGUCAUGAGAGCCACCAUCUCACUCUUUAACUCCAUCACCUGGAUGGACGCCGAGUCGAAGCAAGCGGCCAUCAAGAGGAUACAGGACACGACCAUUCACGUCUGGCCUCGUGAGCAACUGAUACACGACGAGGACGCUUUGUAUAGUCUGUACGAGAAAUUCCCCUCGGGCAGCAAGAUCUACUUCGACGAGCUGCUUCUGGUUCGGAACGCAACACGAGCAGCGCUGGGUACGCCCGCGUACGCGGAUAUCAUGUGGAUGCCUCACGGUGGUCGGGACCCGUACUUUGGCUACGACGCCUUCAGAAACUCCAUCGACUUGGCACUGGGUGCCAUCAUGCCUCCGCUAUUUUACGCCAGCGCCACCAAGAGCAUCAACUACGCAGGUGCGGCGGCUCUCCUCGCGCCGCUGGUCGCGAGUGUGUUGAACACGUCCUCGGUGUCGCUGACCGCGAGUGGUUGGGCGGUGAAGAGCGGCGAGCCGUUCCCGACGCGGCCGCCGUGCAGCGUCGGCGGCCGCAACGCUUACCCGGAUGUCGCGGCCAUCGAAGUGGCCCACAGGGCCUACAAGGAUAGCCUCGAGCGCGAUGGUCUCUCUUCCGACGUUCGAGUCCGCUCGUUCCAGGAGUUCACGGGCGAACAGCUGUUUUUCAUGUCCUUCUGCCACAACACGUGCCAGCUGGAGCGCGGCAUCAAGACAUCCGAGACGUGCAACGCGGCGCUCCGAGACUUCGAGCCUUUCGCCGCCGCUUUCAAGUGUCCCAAGGGCUCGUUCAUGAAUCCGGACAAGAAAUGCGGCUUUUUUCAUUAG
Molecule: messenger RNA, 2142 nt
Organism: Dermacentor albipictus
Lineage: Eukaryota; Metazoa; Arthropoda; Arachnida; Ixodida; Ixodidae
Product: neprilysin-like
Biological process (GO): protein processing
Cellular component (GO): plasma membrane
Molecular function (GO): metalloendopeptidase activity
Source: RefSeq, a predicted model, not a curated record